Messenger RNA from Caenorhabditis briggsae, 1362 nucleotides. It is a transcript of the gene Cbr-acr-8, whose product is annotated as Protein CBR-ACR-8. The coding region runs from base 1 to 1362 and encodes 453 amino acids. The record is from RefSeq and is a predicted model, not a curated record. Gene Ontology annotation, molecular function: transmembrane signaling receptor activity; acetylcholine-gated monoatomic cation-selective channel activity. The transcript is spliced from 8 exons. Gene Ontology annotation, biological process: signal transduction; regulation of membrane potential; nervous system process. Gene Ontology annotation, cellular component: postsynaptic membrane; neuron projection; synapse. NCBI's taxonomy places the organism in Eukaryota, Metazoa, Nematoda, Chromadorea, Rhabditida, Rhabditidae.
AUGAGCUCGUUCAAGUUUAUGGAUGAAAACUACGAGGAGGAUUUUAAGAGCAACUAUAAAGGUUUUCAGGACGAGGUGAAUCAGGUUCUGACGACGAACCUUUGGUUGGAGAUGCAAUGGUUUGAUUAUCGAUUGAUGUGGGAUCCAGGACGAUGGGGAAAGAUUCGAAAGUUGCAUGUUCCAGUGGAUCAGAUUUGGAUUCCUGAUAUUCUGUUAUACAAUAACGCCGACGGAGAGCCCCACAUCACAAUCAUGAGCGAUGCGAUAGUUUAUUACAACGGAUUAGUGACAACUGGAUGCGAAGUAGUGAACAAAGCGGAUGAUGAAGGAGAAUUUCAAUUUCUAGGCCGAGGAAUGGAUUUGAGUGGUUACUAUCCAAGUUUGGAAUGGGAUCUGAUGGAGUUGAAUUCAGCACGACACGAAAAGAUUUACGCCGGAUGUUGUGGUCAAGAUUUCUAUAUCGAUAUCACGUUUAAAAUUGAAAUUCGACGGAAAACGCUAUUCUACACUGUCAAUCUGAUGAUUCCGUGUAUGAUGUUCGCUAUUCUAACAUCAAUCGUAUUCUACGUUCCGCCCAUCGAGCACAAAAUGACAUUCUCCAUUUCGAUUCUCGUCACACUUACUGUAUUCUACCUUAUUUUAAUUGAUCUCGUCCCACCUACGUCACUGGUUAUUCCACUUAUUGGAAAAUAUUUGUUAUUCACCAUGUUCUUAGUUUCAAUUUCAAUUAUGCUCUCUGUCAUCUCUUUGAACUUUUAUCGAAGGGAUGGUUCUUCAUUCCCAAUGCCACACUGGAUGAAAGUGGUUUUUAUUCAUACACUUCCAAAGUACAUUUGCAUUAAAACCGCUGAUGAAGACGAUGGAAGUGAUCGAGGGUCUAGCAUAUCUGAUAUUGGUCCGUUUAUGGACUCGAGGAGGCCAUCUCCAUUUUUCAUUACUGUUAAUGAGCGGCAGCUGAAUGGAAGGCUGUCAGAGUUAAAGAAGAAAGGGAUGCAUCCGGAUCUCAUCAGAAAUAUGAUUCAAAAUGUAGAGUUUAUUGCGGAAUACUUUAAUUCUUUGAAAAAAGAAGACAAGAUCUCAGAAGACUGGUCGUACGUAGCAAAUGUUAUCGAUCGCAUUUUCCUCAUUAUUUUUUCCAUUAUGAAUGUUGUGGGCACAUGGGUAAUUCUGAUCAACUCUCCAGCCAUGUUCGAUAAUCGGACACCACUCGCAAUUAAUUCCGUGGCUCGUCCGUUAUCCGGCGACACUUUCGAACACUUUAUCAACGAGAACUUCACACAAAUCGCCUGGUGGGCGCGCACAAUUCAGAACAGCACCGCGGAAUUGAGUGACAGCGAGCUGUGUCCGAUUCUCUAUCAGUGA